UCGGCCUUUACCUCAUUUCGGAACCCCAUCUUCCGAGCCGGCGUUGGUAAUGAGCAAGCAGCGCAGCAUGAAGCGGGCGGCCCAAGACGUCCCCGCCCACCCGAUGCUCAAGAAGCGCAAGGCCGGCCUCGAGACGCCACCGCUGCAUGAGAUACCGCCGACACCGCAGGGCCCGGCGGCCAUGAUGCCACCGACGCCGGCGUACGGCCAGGCCGAGGCUGCCGAGACGUCGCGCGCCGCGCCGGCGCCGCCCGUCGACAUGAACCCCGUGACGCAGCGCAACUUUCGCGGCUGGCAAGUCGGAUCGCGCUACCGCCUCGUGCGCCUCCUCGGCAAAGGCUCGUAUGGCCAGGUGGCCGAGGCCUUUGACGUGCUCAAGAACAAGCGCGUCGCGAUCAAGAAGAUCAUCAACGUCUUUGACCAGGAGGUUGACUGCAAGCGCCUGUACCGCGAGAUCUACAUCUUGCGCCACCUCCGGCAUUCGGAGGUCAUUACGCUCCUCGACGUCCUCGAGCCGCCCAACCUCGAGACGUUCAAGGACCUCUACCUCGUCUUUGAAUUUGUCGACACGGACCUCCACAAGCUCAUCAUGAGUCCGCAGUAUCUCACGACGCGCCAUAUCCAGCUCUUCUUGUACCAACUGCUGUGCGGACUCAAGUACGUCCACAGCGCCAACGUCAUCCACCGCGACAUGAAGCCUGCCAACAUCCUCCUCAACGAAGACUGCACGCUCAAGAUUUGCGACUUUGGCCUCGCGCGAGUCGUGGACGCGGCCAUCUACAAGGACCUAGGCGAGCCGGUCUCUCCGCAGUACCACCAGCGCAUCCGGUCGCCGACCGACGGCGCCACGCCCAAGUUUCAGCGCCAGCUCACCAAGCACGUUGUGACGCGCUGGUACCGCGCGCCCGAGCUCAUUUUGCUCCAGGACUACGGCUACGCAGUCGACCUCUGGAGCGUCGGGUGCAUCUUCGCAGAGCUCUUGUCGAUGCAAGCCGAGAGCUACCCGCAGUACCAGUCGCGGACGCCGAUCUUUCCGGGCCGGUCGUGCUUUCCGCUGAGCGCCGACCGACCGACGACGUACUCGGACAAGCUCGACCAGCUCAACGUCAUCUUUGGCGUCAUUGGCACGCCCAAGGAAGAGGACAUUGGCAACCUCGGAGAGGUCAAGCAGUACCUCCGGAAACUCAACAAGAAGGAGCCCCGGGACCUGAAGGAACUCUACCCCGGCGCGCCACCCGAGGCGCUCGACCUCCUCAAGCAAUUUCUGACCUUCAACCCCGACACGCGCAUCAGCGUGGAAGCGGCGCUCCAGCACCCGUUCUUGAACGAGGUGCGGUCACUGCGGAAGGAAGCAGUGGAGCUGCAGCCGCUUGAUAUGGGCUUUGAGAACGUGCCGUUGGACCGCGCGCAGCUCAAAGCGCGCAUCUACGAAGAGAUUCAGUGCUUCCAAGCGCUCAACGCCGAGGCCGAUGCGCAGGCCCAACGCGCCGCCGAGAGCAGCGCCAUGAGCAAAGUGGUGCCAAUGCCACAGGACCUGCCCGCCGCAGGUACGACGACGACGACGACAUGAGCACGAUUAGAAGAGGAACGCGUCUGUAUGUAUAAAUCGAUUAACUAGCAAGUGGUGUACCAAUAUAUUAACUAAUACUAGUGCGAAGAGC
Saprolegnia parasitica CBS 223.65 is the source of this 1661-nucleotide messenger RNA. RefSeq names its product CMGC/MAPK protein kinase. The transcript is spliced from 8 exons. Lineage: Eukaryota; Oomycota; Saprolegniomycetes; Saprolegniales; Saprolegniaceae. Gene Ontology annotation, biological process: protein phosphorylation; intracellular signal transduction. The record is from RefSeq and is a predicted model, not a curated record. Gene Ontology annotation, molecular function: ATP binding; MAP kinase activity. Bases 50 to 1570 code for a protein of 506 amino acids. Gene Ontology annotation, cellular component: cytoplasm; nucleus.